Messenger RNA from Haliotis rubra (blacklip abalone), 18405 nucleotides. RefSeq names its product usherin-like. Gene Ontology annotation, molecular function: protein binding. The record is from RefSeq and is a predicted model, not a curated record. NCBI's taxonomy places the organism in Eukaryota, Metazoa, Mollusca, Gastropoda, Lepetellida, Haliotidae.
UCUCUUUUAUUGUAUGCCAUGUAUUGUAUAUGUGUCUGACACAGACUUUGAGAAUAAACAGUAUGUAAGAGAGACGGUGGGAACUUACGCUGCUCCGUGACGUACGGGUGGAUUUCUAAACUGGACAAGAUGACAUUCACUUAACUUCAUCCAUCGCGACCUGUAUACACAACAACAUCAGUACCCGAGGGGUGCGGGAGGCGAACAGAUCCGACGUCUACCUUUCGUUCAGCAAGCCUGGAUAUUGUCAACACACGUGUCAUGAUGCACUGAGAAUGAUAUUCAGGUAUCGUUUCAGAUCUCACUCUGUGGUCGGAUUUCAUUCACUGUUAAUAAUAUGAUAUUGUGUACAUCUUCCAGUUCUGGUCCACUAAAUAUAUGUCGCUGAAGCCAUUGAGGAUCCUAGAUUCCAACAGGUGUUCGCCGGUAUCUUCCCUGUUGUGAUUUGAACACCUGGAUAUAUCCUCACUUGCAAUCAUUUAAUACACGAUCGUCAUUGUGAAUAAUAAUACCCAAUAAUAGAUCGCGUUACAAAGUUCUGCAGCUAGUGAUGCUAUGGAGCGUGGCCAGCAACAACCUGGUACGCGUGGCUGCUGCCAUCCUGCACGACUUCAUCGAUACUUCUGCAACACCUGGACGGAUCCCUGCGUCCCGGGAUCGAUGCAACUCUGAUCAAGUGAACAUCAAACCAGUGCGCAUUGCGUGACAGUCCGAGAGAGGAACGGAAGGAAACGGGCACCGAAAGGGAAAUGUCUUCUGAUCAGUAGAACAAUGACUGGAACAAUUACAAACAAUUGGUGGAAUUUCACUAACAGUGAUCACAGGAGAUCAUAUUUAACGUGUUUUUUAUACAAUGUUGUUUCAAUCAAAACUUUUAUUUUGGUCAACUUUGUGUUGGCAUGUGCCGGACAGAACUCACAACUGAGACAAUUCCCGCCGCUUUUUAACGCCGCCAAAGACAAACCAAUCUUUACCAAUCCGGCCACGAGCACUUGUGGAGUAGGGGUAAGAAAUGCUUAUUGCCGGAGUUCAACCAUCGCAACGUCUGUGGACCAAUGUUUACAGAACUUCUGUGUUCAGACGUGUCCAGGGAGGUUUGCAUUACCCAACCCCGUGGAUCUUGUGUCGGAUGCGCUCAGCACUGGGCUCGGGACGUGUGUUUCGCUGGAUAUGGUCAACAAACGGCCAAACAGUGGUUCAGCCGAUUUUUCCCGAUUCAUCAGUCAAUCUGGAGCUGAUUGUUACUUGUUCCCCAUGACAAGACCGGAUGUUGGGGUGAAUGGAGCAUUCACCUUGACCGUGUGGUUCUGGAUGACCAGUACAGUUGAUGGCCCACUCCUACAGAAGGUCCGAGCUGAUACAGGCGCUGUGAUAUUUGAACUGGGUGUCAGUCCGACAGGGGUGAGGUUCUAUUACCAGGGAACCACUGCAGCAACAAUCACCCUCGAUGAAACCAUCCCCCAGCAGCAGUGGGUCUUCCUUGCCUUACAGGUGUAUAGCACUGCAGCCAGCUUCUUCCUCAAUGGCCUUGGUCCAGGAUUCUCAGCUGUCCGAACCUUCACCCUCGUCAGUCAAAUCCAAGAUGUGUCUGGACAAUACAGAAUGGGCAAGAGGUCUGAUGGCACAGGGCAAUUUCUUGGAAGACUACAGAAUUUCCAUUUCUACUCCACUACACUCUCCAACAGGGAAAUACAGGAAGUCUACACGGGCACUCUACCGCCCGUCCGGAUCCAGUCAGAGUGCCGUUGUCCAGGCUCACAUCCUCGAGUCAAACCUCAACAGACACAUUACUGUAUCCCCAACGGUCUCCCGGACAACGCCGGUCAAGACAGACUCCGCAUCAAUGAGGAGUCCCACCCGCUGGAGUACGCUAAUGAUGGGGACAGUAACAGCAUCUGGAUCUCCUUGUUCUUCAGCCAGUUGAACAUCACCGUUGAUCUGGGGGAUGAGUUUCAGGUGUUCUACGUGGUGAUACAGUUCUACAGCCCCCAACCACGAGCUGUUGUGAUUGAGCGCCAGCGGAAUGGAUCAGAUCAGUGGGAGCUGUGGCAGCUGUAUGCUGACAAUUGCCAGUCUUACUUUGGCCUACCAAACAAUGGCCCCCUUCCCCUGCCGACUUCAGUCAACUGUAUACAGUUUGGAUGGGGAGGUGAACAAAUCCCAUAUUCCCGUGGCAAUAUCACCUUCAACAUCUUGGCACCAGAGCCGGUACCUCGUCAAGGUCACAACGAAUUCUACAACACGCCUGAGCUGUUUGAGUUUGUGAGGGCCCGCAGAUUACGUAUCCACUUCCGAGACCAUUAUUAUGUAGGACAGGAUUCUGAAAUAAGGCACCAGUACUAUGGGAUAUAUGACUACACAGUCAGUGCCAGAUGUGACUGCCAUGGCCAUGCUGAGCAUUGUGAUAUAUCGACACUGCCCUACAGAUGCAACUGUACAGAGGACAGUCAUACUUUAGGAAACCAGUGUUCCCAGUGUGCUACCCUGUACAACAACAAGCCGUUCCGCCGUGGCGACCAGACCAACAGUUACAACUGCCAGCCCUGUGAAUGCUACAACCAUGCAGAGUCUUGUCAGUACAACAUCACCAUUGAUCCCUUCCCCAAUGACCAUGACAGAGGGGGCGGAGGCAUGUGCGUUGACUGCAAGCACAACACGACAGGCGAGAAGUGUGACACGUGUCUCCCGUACUUCUACCGGCCUGCGGGGUCAGCAUGUUCUCCUGACGUAUGCACUCCUUGCCUCUGCAACACAUCAGGGGUUGUUGACACUACGGACUGCGCUAAGGUUGAUGGUCAGUGCACCUGCAAGGUGCUGGUAGAGGGAAGACAGUGUGACCGCUGUAAACCAGGCUAUUAUAACCUCCAGGCAGACAACCCAGCUGGUUGUCUCCCCUGCCAGUGUAACUCUCAUGGCACAGUGGGUGGCGAGGCUACAUGUGAUGCCCUCACUGGCAAAUGUAACUGCAAGAGGCAUGUUCAAGGUGACCGCUGUGAUCAAUGUGAGUUUGGUUUCUUCAAUCUGACUGUCAACAACCCUGACGGAUGCACUGCCUGCAACUGUGACCCCAUUGGCUCCACCAGCAUGUUCUGCGAGCCCAACACCGGCGACUGUCGAUGCAAGGCUAGUGUGUUUGGAAAGAAGUGUGAUCAAUGCCUGGACAACUACUACAACUUCACCGUCGGCUGCAUUCCCUGCGGGUGUGCACCUUCUGGAACAGAGCCCGGAACAGUGUGCAACAAGACCACAGGGCAGUGUGUGUGCAAGAGCAACACAGAGGGUCAGAACUGUAACCUGUGCAAGGAUGGAGCAUACAGCUUCGGAUCAUCUUCAGCUCUAGGCUGCGAACCCUGCAUCUGUGACCCAAAAGGAACCCUGAAUGGAAUAUCUCUCUGCGACAAGGCAACAGGGACAUGUGUCUGUAAGGAGCGAGUUAAUGGUCGAAGGUGUAACUUGUGUCAAGGCAACACAUGGGGUCUGAACAUCUCGGACCCGCUGGGAUGUAAGAUGUGUGAUUGUGAUCCUUCCGGCACCAUGUCUGGUGACGUGCAGAAUGUGACGCAGCUGGCUUGUGAUCAGAACACUGGCGUCUGCUCAUGUUUACCACAGCGACAUGGUCGAAGAUGUGAUGACUGUCAGCCUGGGUACUUUGUUGAUCGGUCACCUGGUGGAGGAUGUAGGCCCUGUGACUGUAAUCUCAUGGGGACGCUGGGAGGUACAAACUGCAACACACAGACGGGACAGUGUGAGUGCAAAGGUGGAUCAGCUGGGGUCACAGGUCGCUCAUGUGCAGAAUGCUUGGGAACAUACUACAGCUUUAAUCAACGCUUUGGAACGUGUACGGAAUGUGGUUGCCUGCCGGCCGGAAGCCUCAACAACACCUGUAACUCUGUGAGCGGUCAGUGUUUCUGUAAACAGUUUGUGACCAGCCUGACCUGCCAGGAAUGUGUAGCUGGAGCCAGCAACCUCGACCCCAACAACCCCUUCGGCUGCAGUAAAGAGCCAUCCCAGCAACCGCCGCCAACACACAACCCCAGUACCAGGUCCAUGGUGCUCACAUGGGCACCCCCAGACUACCCUAAUGGUGUCAUACAGGAAUACAGGGUCAUCAGGAACUCUUCCGCCGUUGCAACCAUCAAUGGCAGUAGUGAGCUGAAGUAUGUGGACGUUGACCUUCUCCCUUUCACCAACUAUGCCUACAACAUUGAGGCAGUGAACGCUUUUGGGAGUGUAAGAAGCACAACUGUUAUCUUCCGGACCCUCGCCGGCAUGCCCAGCAAUGACAGCAUCCUCACCGUCAGAAAUGUCGGGUCUCACAGUGCAGCGUUUUCAUGGACCUAUCCCACUGUAAUGAAUGGCCCUUUGGACAAGUUCAUGCUGGUGUCACGAACCCCUGGUCAACCUGCCGCGCACAUGACCCACUGGGAGGGGACAGAACUGAGCGCUGUCCUCACCAACCUCAUCCCCUUCACCAGCUACAACUUCUCCGUCCGCACCUGCACAACAGGUGACUGUUCCUCCAGUGACGUCGUCAUGAUCACAACUCUAUCGUCAGUACCGGAAGGUCAGGCAUCGCCAAGAAUCACACCUAUCAGCAGCACGCAGCUCUUUAUCAAGUGGGACCAUCCAAGUAAACCAAAUGGUAUCAUAAUCUUCUAUGAGCUGUGGAUGCAAGGUGUACCGGGGAUCAACGGCACCCGCAACCCUCCCCUCCGCCGCAUCUUCACGUCUAGUGGACAGUACAACCCCCGGCCGGUCAGCACCAACCAGAACAAUGCCCUGCCACCUCCGACCACUAACUUCACAGUACAUGGCUUGGAACCAUUCACUGUUUACGAGUUUCAGGUUCUUGCUCAGAAUGAUGCCGGGAAGGCUGCGAGUCCAUGGACAGUUGGACGCACAUGGGAGGCAGCUCCCAUCUUCACCCCACCUCCAGUCAUCAAAGGUUUGAGUAGCACCGAGCUGAAUGUCACCUGGAAGCAGCCUCAAGAUGAUGUAGCUCGCGGCGUCAUCAUCUCAUACAGAGUCUAUCAGUACAGCCGAACAGACACUCUGACCGACCCCUUCGCGCCGCCAAUGGUCUGGGUGAAAAUCCAUGAGUCUCCUGGAAAUGAGUUCCACAAAGUGGUGCAAGGCUUCACGCCAUUCUCAGAACACCAGUUUCAGAUAGAAGCCUGCAACAGCAUUGCCUGCGUCAACAGCACAGCGGGAACAGGGAAAACUCUCCUUGCAGCACCUGUUGAUGUAAGAAAACCCUUCGUAGAUGGCUUCAACUCCAGUGUCAUGAAGAUCACAUGGGACCCCCCAACGUUUCAGAACGGACCUCCCCCGGUCUACACCAUCGAGAAGACAUCCAUAGCUCUGUCAUCGCCGGCACAGGUUGUCAGUGGAACCAGAUUUCCUGGAGGAGGCUACUACAAGUUCCCGCCAAAUGUUAUUCCUCAGAAUGUUGGCUUCACAGGCAUACGCUUCAAGUUUCGCAUGAAAGCUCAAGAUGGCCUUGUGUUCUUCACAGCAACACCUUCACAGGAUGAAUUCUUUGUCGUACAGUUUACAAAUGGCCGGCCUAGGCUUAUAUUUGACACUCAAGGUUGCCUUACAAUCACUGAAAUAAACUCAACAACUGAUGGAAACAUUUCGUAUGCUGAUGUGGUCUGGCACAAUUUUGUUGCUGUUAGAUCAGCUGGUGCAGGUCGCAUCAAAUUAGACCAAGUUCAAGUAUCCUCUUGCUUUAAAUCUCCUCAAGGCUGCCAACGUGUGGGUAAGGUGACAACAACCAAUGAUGAAGGUCUGAGUUAUCAUGACCAAAAGUGGCACGACUUUGUUGCCAAGCGUUCAGCAACUGUUGGAACUGUCACUGUUGACGAGAGCUGGAAAGGUAUCCUUUUCUGCCUACAGCAGUUGACCCUGUGUCAAACCACUCGUUGUUCCUUGUUACACCUGAACGUAACCUCGCUGUGUCAAUGUAACAGCCCUGUCAGGGACAAGAACUGUAAGAACACUUCCAUCAUCGGGCAGACAACUGGGGUAUAUGUGGGAGGCCUCCCUGCAGACUUCCAGCUUCUCAAACUGAACGACAGAAAUGCUGGGAUUGUCACCACAGGCUUCCAGGGUUGUCUGAAGGACAUUGAGAUCCUGCAACAGGAGUUCCCAGAGGAGGUUUGGCAUAAGCUGAAGUGGGAGGAUGCUGUAGCCAAUGAUCUCGCCUUCCUCAACUGGGAGGGAUGCCCCAUCAAUCUGGAUAAAGGUGUUCACUUCAUGGGCAAAGCCAUGCACACUGGCCUGCUGUUCUUUGUGCAUGGCGGUACUGGGAUCUAUGUGUAUGCUGGGCUUAUACAAGGUGUACUUCGCUUCGAGUUCAGUGAUGGCCAGAGAACAACAACUGUCCUCUUUGACAGUAACACCAUCAACCUUUGUGACGGCAGCUGGACGAAUGUGGUUUUCAGAAAAACUGGACUUCAAGCCAACGUGACAUUUUCGGAUGGUACCAACAUAAUCCGUGGGGACCCUGAUGCAUCGCUUCCUGUGCCAAUUACGUCUCCCAUAUCAUUAGGUGGAAUUAAGUCUGGAUCAGAAGAAGAGACUUUCAUCAAACAGAACAACUUCCCACUACCCACAGAACCAUUUGGAGGGUGUAUUGCGGACUUCAAGGUAGGCAUCUAUCCCUAUGACUUUCUGAAGGCCAUUGACGUAAUGAACAUCAACAUGGAUGGGUGUCCUCCGUUCAGCCAGCCGGACCAGCCAUGUGAAGAGAAACUGGUGACGACGUUGUAUCAGGGCAUGGACAAUGUCACAUACGACUCAGGAUUACAGCCAUACACAGCGCCAGUGGGUGUGGUAGCUCCCACCAGGGUUCGAGCCCUGUCAGGCUAUAUCAUUGAGGCCUUCUGGCUGAAGCCGACCAGUACAUCGGGUCUGUUGACCAAGUAUGUGCUGACAGCCUACAACCAGGAUGACCAAAAUGUAGCGCCUGUCUUCAUGGAGUUCACCGAUGCUGAGACCAGAGGAGCCAAUAUGUCCGGUGUGAUCCCCUACACCAACUACCUGAUGAAGAUCACAGCCUGUACAUCAGGGGGCUGCACCGAGAGUAGGGAUGGUGCUCCUAUCCGCACAGAUGAAGAAGCUCCUGAGAACGUUCAGGCCCCUGCUGCUGAGGCAGGACCAACAUACCUGCUUGUGAAGUGGGGUCCACCGUCCAAGCCCAACGGUCUCAUCACAGGCUACUUCCUCUACAUGGACAACAGGAUCAUCUACACCGGGGGCAGGAAGGAGUUCAACGUAACCAACCUACGUGUCUUCACUGGCUACUCUCUGUACAUCAAAGCUUGCACAGCGGCAGGCUGCAUGGAGAGUCCAUCUGUCGUCCUCAGUACAGCCCAGCUACCACCUUCUGCUGUCAGCAGACCGCGACUACUUGCUCUAGGAACAAAUAGAGUGGAUGUGAAGUGGAGCAAACCGGAGCAGAUCAACGGAAUGCUGGAGAGAUAUAUUCUGUACCUGUCUCUGGACGCAGGUUCUCCCGGACAGGAAGUGUACAACAACUCUGAUGCCUUCACCUCCUACAUCAUCACCAACCUGACGGCAGGGACCACCUACUACAUCAGACUCGCGGCUUGUACAGGGGGUGGGUGUCGUCAGAGUGACCCCAGCAGUGUCACCACAGAAGAGAGUGCCCCUGAUGGCGUCCCAGUCCCCGUAGUCACCUCCCCAAGUCCCUCCGAACUCUCUGUCACAUGGGCUGUACCCCAGCAGCCAAAUGGUGCCAUAGUGCGCUAUGACCUCUACCAGAACGGCAUCAUAGUUUCCAACACCCUGGUUCGAGAGUUCCGUGUUGGUAGCCUCCAACCAUACAGCCUCCAUAUAUUCCAAGUGGCUGCCUGCACCAACAUCGGCUGUGGCUUCAGUGAGGAGGUCCAAGCUCGGACACAGGAGUCGCCACCAGCUGGCACAGUGCUCCUGGACGUCAUCGUCGCUGAUUCUCGCUCAGUCAACGCUAGCUGGACAGCCCCUGCCAGUCCGAAUGGGAAGUUGUAUUAUGAUGUAUUCUUUGAAGGGCUUUUCUACAAGGAUCCAGAAAACUGGGACUACAGCACAGUGCGGGAACGUCGCAGCCUGUAUCGAGACACCACGGUGUAUCAGCUGGUGACCAUCACAGGGCUCAUCCCCAUGUCCGGCUACACCGUCCAGGUCAACGCCUCCAACACCCGCAGCUACAUCCUCAGCGCCACCGCGCAGGCAGACCUCCCACCAGGAACCCCUGAUGGUGUCCAGCCCCCUGUGUUGGUGUCCGAGACCUCCACGUCCAUCAAGGCCACCUGGCGGCCAGUGGGACGGGUCAAUGCGGAGGAAGAUGCUGCCUAUAUCCUGCAGUUCCGAGAAAAGAGACCAACUGCCAUCAUCCAAGAUGUGUUUGGACCAACAAUCACCUUAACCUACCUGAAGCAGAACCUGCUGCCCUUCAAUGAGUACGAGUUCCGUCUCCAAGCCUUCAACAGUCUCGGAUCCACAUUCUCCAACUGGGUUCCGCAAGUCACAAAACAAGAUCGUCCAGUCGGCCUCGACCCACCCUCAGUUGCUGCAGUCCAAGCUCGGUACAUCAGUCUCACCUGGAUACACCCCCUCAACCCUAAUGGCAUCAUCCGAGAAUAUAGACUCUACCAAAACGGACAAGUCAGGCUCACUUUACCUGGCAACCAGACUUCAUUCCAAGCAAACAAUCUCAUCCCUUUCACGUAUUACAUGUACAGUAUUGAAGCAUGCACCAUUGGUGGGUGUACCAAGAGUGCUGAGUCAAAUCAAGUGAGGACGCUUCAAGCAGUCCCUGAUGGCAUCUUGGCCCCGAACCUCACAGCGCUGUCACCAACGACAGUGCAGAUAACGUGGACUCCACCUUCCAACCCGAACGGAUUACUGCAACAGUACAUCGUGGAGAGACGGCUGAACGGCACAGACAGCUCAUCCCUUGUGGUCACCGUACCUGCAACUGCCGACCCUGCCCAUGUAGAUGCAUCUCCCGUGUUGUCCCCGCUCACGGUCUACCAGUACCGCAUACGUGUCAUCAACUCUGCCGGGGAGGGAAGCGGUCCCUGGGCCACCAUCACCACCAAAUCAUCACGUCCAGCCGGAGUGAACCCGCCGGAAGUGACAGUACUCAACUCCACUGCCAUCAACGUCACCUGGCAGACGCCACUACAGCUCAAUGGCAAACUGGAGUUCUACAUCAUCCGUCUGCCAGAACCUCGCAUGGAAGUUCGCAACGUCACCCAGAUGAGCAUCAUCGUUACUGGCCUCACACCUUACACGGAGUAUGUUGUCACCCUAACAGCAUGUACAUCGGGUGGUUGCACAGAAAGUGUCGAUGUGACGAAGAUGACGAGUCCUGAUAUCCCUGACGGUCAGCAGCCUCCGACACCAACAGCUGUCUCCCAGUCCAUGAUCUCCAUCCUCUGGCAGAGACCCACUCGGCCCAACGGACCAACUCUCACAUAUGAACUGGCCAGACAGAAGAUUAGACAGCCAUUGGACAACACGAUCAGUGAUGUCGGCGUGUGGCAGAGUCUAUACUCCGGUACAGGGUUGUUCUACGAGGACAGAGGGCUGCCCAUGUUCACAACGUAUGUCUAUCGGGUCACGGUGUUCAACGAUAUUGGACAGAAGACGAGCAAUGCAUCUACAGAGGUCACCACGUUUGGUGGCUUCCCACGCCGAGCGGCCAAUUUGACCCUGCGUGUCGUGGACCAUCUGUCUAUCCUUGUACAGUGGACUGUUCCGAGUCCUGAGGAGCUGCAGGGCGAGGUACAGAUCUUCAAGGUUGACGUCACCAGUACAGUCAGGCCAUUCAGCCGCAUGGUGCCAGGGGGAGAUAACUCCACCCUGCUGCAGAAUCUGAGCCCCAAUACAGACUAUACAGUGACGCUCACUCUGACCAUAUAUGGUGGUGCUUCAAUAACAAGUGAGGCCAAGACGGCUCGUACAGAGGAUGGAGCACCAUCAGGACUAUUGACUCCCACGCUGGCCAUCAUCAGCAGCCAGACUCUGCGGAUCUCCUGGGUGGAUCCACAGACACCUAAUGGUGACAUCACAGCCUACAAUGUCUUCAUUGACGGACGAAGAUCCCCACCAACCAAACCACUGCUGGAUCCAUUGUUGUCCCUGGACUACAACCCUACACCGUAUAUCGGAUCUGGCCCGACAACUGAAGCAUGUACACAGUUCAACUGCACCCAGAGUCCAAUUGCCCUGGGAACCACAGCUGAAGCCUUACCCCAGGGAGUGUCCGACCCCACCCUACAAGCUCUGGGUGCGACAUCUGUGCAGGUGACAUGGACAGCCCCAACACAGCCCAACGGCAUCACAGUCAGAUACGAUGUCUGGAGGAAAACUAUGAGGAAAUGCUCUGAUGUUCCACAACCAAACCCUGACCCUGAACUCACCAAGUGUACCUAUGUCCAGUGUGGCGUGCUGGAGAACAUCUGUGGGGGGACUUGCUACACUGGGGCAAAGACCUGCUGUGAUGGGGUCCUGCAUGACAUCAAGCCUGGGUAUGCCUGCUGUGGCAAGGGUUACCUGAGUCAGCCUAGCCUGGAUGCUGUUUGCUGUGGUGGCAAGUUCUAUGGACCAGUCACAGGCUUCAGAUGCUGUGGGACAAGAUACGUGGCAGUAGGCCCUGGGAAGGUAUGCUGUCCAGACAGCGCUGAAGACCGUGUGUCCAUCGGCAUGGGUGACCAGUGCUGUGGCCCAGUACCCUACUCAUCUACAGGGGCCCAGAUCUGCUGUGCUGGAACUCUGUCUAUACGAUUCGGUCACAAGUGCUGUGGGGGUGCUGUGGUGACUGAUAGUGCUGUGUGCUGUGGGAACAACACUGUAGGAGCUGUGUAUCUGGAACAGCCACUCAAGACAUGCUGCGGUACGCAGUACGUCGACUCGGACACAACACUCUGCUGUUCCAGUGAUACAGGACACGCGAAGGUUCACUACUAUUCUGACUCUGUAGCACGGCAGACUGCCAAUGAGAUGUGUUGUGGCUUGGAGAAGAUAUCCAACGGCCUGGGUUGUUGUAACUUUGUUGGCUACAACCGUCAGACCCAGGUCUGUGCUGACAUGUCCAACACAACCACUGGUUGUGGUAUGGGAACAGUAUGUUCAAUCAACCAACAGAACACAGCCUUCUGUGACCGAUGUGACUUCGAUCGUUCAACAUCAUCAUGUGGCUCGGUCAGUGGUUACCGUGUUUCCAUGACAACCUCAACCACCCCGGCAGUGUCAUGCAGUACAGCUGUGGACAAGGUGUCGUCCAGUCUCAACUUGACCUAUACAGACACUGGUCUCUCCCCAUACUCUGACUAUGAGUACUCUGUGGCGGUGGUGAACAGCGCUGGCAGCAGCAGCAGCAACUACGUCGGUGUACAGACGCUGCAGGCUGCCCCUGGGGAGGUCAAGGCCCCGGUCACGCGGGUCAACCCAGAGCAGCUGUACAUCAUCUACCUCACGUGGGACAGUCCAGGAAAACCUAAUGGUGUGAUCAGCCGCUACAUCUUGAGGCGGGACGGUAUUGAGUUGUACCGAGGCCUGGAUAUGAAGUACACAGAUGACAACUCUGUGCUUCCAUACAGGACGUAUUCCUACAUCCUCUCCGCCUGUACCCAGGCCGGCUGCACGGACAGCAACAUCGUGCAAGUGGCUACAGCCCAAGCUCCCCCUGAGGACGUCCUCCCCCCAACUAUGAUAGUCGAGGGUCCCACUGUUCUGCGUAUCCAGUGGCAACCUCCAGGCAAACCAAACGGUGUUGUCACCAUGUACAGAGUUAUCUUCCCUGAUCUGGACCGAGGCUACAACCAGUCUGUGACUGACAGGGAUCUCACAGUCACAAAUCUGACGCCAUACACGGCAUACACUGCUGUCCUAGAGGUGUGUUCCCAGGCGGGAUGCACGCAGAGCCAGAACGUUACCGUGACAACAGAGGAGGCAGCUCCAGAAGGUGUGGAUCCUCCAAAGGUUGUCAUCAUAGACUCUACAACAGUGCAUCUCUACUGGAAACCUCCAACUACCCUGAAUGGAGUUCUCCUAGGAUACAAGGUCACCCGCAUCGGUUUGUCUGGUGUCAUCAUCAUAUACAAUGGUCACAACCUCAGCGUCGCAGACACCAACCUGACAGCAAGUGGCGUCUACUCCUACACUGUGGCGGCUCGCACCAGCGCUGGCGAAACAACCAGCUCCAACAUCGCUGUCAUCAUGCCCCAGAGAACACCCCUGAACAUCCCCCCUCCUCAGAGAUUGAGGGUGCUUGGUGCCGAUGAGAUCUCUGUGUCGUGGGACCCGGUAAUAUCAUCCGAGGGGAUCAUUGACCAGUACAGGGUGUUGCUAAAUGUUGGUCAGAGCACCGAGGUGGAACAGGGUGUUGGAACGCAGACAUCCAUCAUCGUGUCCAACCUUAAACCAUACACAGAGUAUGAAGUGCGUCUUCAGGCUUGUCUAGAGAAUGUGCAGAAUGGGUGCGGUACAAGCCCUGGUGUGAUUGUCACAACACAUGAAGCACCGCCCUUGAACCAGAAACCUCCAUUGUUGCUUGCCCGGUCAUCCGACGCUAUCCUGAUCUCAUGGGAAGAACCAGGGAAUCCAAAUGGCCUGAUCACAAUGUACAGAAUCUACCAGAGAAAGUAUGGAACUCCCACUGAAAUUCUCAUUAACCAGGUUGAUGGGUCCACUCGAACGUUCACUCAUUCAGGAACAGAUUUAACACCAUACACUAUAUAUGAAUACAGGAUAAAGGCUCUCAACGCACAGGGCGAGAGUCUGAGUGACUGGGCUCGGGUCAGAACAUUAGAAGCACCUCCAGAGGAGCUCAGUGCUCCGUUUAUUUCCACAAUUGGCCCUUAUGGCUUCUCUCUUCAAUGGACACCUCCUUCAAAACCAAAUGGUGUUCUCACCAUGUAUAAGAUAUUGUAUAAAAGUGUGUCAGGAGACCCGACAAUCCAGAACCCAACCAACUCUCUGACAGUGGAAGCUACCAAAACAUUGACCUCCAUCAGUGGGCUCCAACCCUUCACCGACUAUGAAGUAAGUCUUCAAGCAGUGAACAAAGCCGGCAGCGUAACAAGCGGAGCAACACCAGUGAAAACUGCACAGACAUCGCCUUCAGGAUUAAGCGUCUUCCAGGUUGAGAAGAUCAUUAAUGGACAAGCUGUCAUUCUCAGGUGGGACAUGCCAGCCAAACCCAAUGGGGUGGUCACCAACUUCCGUAUCUAUGAAGUAGGAUCUGAUGUUGCCAUAUACCAGGGCUUGAACAGAGAGUUUGAAUUCCGUCGACUCCUCCCUUACACCGAGUACCUAGUCCAACUAGAAGCAUGCACUGUGGUAGGGUGUACUCUGGGUCAGAAGCAGACAUUCACCACAGCCGAAGUAGCUCCAGCCAGCCAACCGCCGCCAUCGCAAUCCUUCGUCAACUCCACAAACGUCCUCAUAUCAUGGAAACCAGCAGCCAAUCCAAAUGGGAAGAUAGUAUCCUAUCAAGUCCUGAGACGUACGAAUACCCCGACAGUUUCCCGUAGGAAGCGUGCCUUGAGUGACCCAACAGUUGUGUACAUGACCACAGAUACUGACAAGCCAGAGUAUCAGUAUAUGGACUCGGAUGUCCAACCCUACACCCAGUACCAGUACAUGGUGAGGACCAGCAACCCCAAGGGGUCUGUGGACUCACCCUGGCAAACAGUGUCAACUGAUCAAGCUGCCCCUCAAGGAGUGGCUGCACCUAGUGUGGUCCAUGUUGAAAAUGAUGUCAACUCUCUCCAGGUGAACUGGACUGCACCGAUCAGUCCUAAUGGUGUCAUGCAGAGUUAUCAGAUCCAGAGAAACAGCAGCGUUCCACUCAGCUUCCCUGCAGCUACAUCCUUCACGCAUGUGGACACAGGUCUGGAGGCCUAUACAUAUUACUCCUACACUGUCAUUGCAUGUUCCGGAGGAGGAUGUACCACAAGUGAUGCUACCAUCAUCCGGACCAAAGAAGCAGCUCCAUUGCAGGUGCUCCCACCACAGCUGUCACCAAUGGGUUCCACUACCCUACGGGCCGUAUGGCAGACUCCUCAGAUCACCAACGGAGAGGUCAGCAGUUAUGAGCUGCUGAUGGACAGAGUGUCUGUUUAUCAGGGAUUAGCUAAGGAAUUUGUCAUAGGGCAGCUGACUCCGUAUCAGGAGUACAAGUUCAUCCUUAAAGCCUGUACCAGUGGUGGAUGUUCUCAAAGUACUGAAGUCUCUGCUAGACCAAAUGAUGCACCUCCGCUUGGAAUGGAAACACCCAUCUUGAGAGUCAUGAGCUCCACAUCAAUAGAAGUAUCCUGGAGUCAGCCCAAUAACUCCAAUGGAAUCAUCACAUCAUACGAUGUCAAAAGAGAAGGCAGGCUUAUAUUCACCGACAGUCUUGUCACAGGAGCCUUACGAACAACCUACACAGAUUACAGCUUGGAGCCAGGGACAGAGUAUACAUAUAUCGUCAUUGCAAGGAACCGAAGGGGAAGUGUAGAAAGUCAACCUGCAAAAGCAAGGACAUAUUCCUCAUCACCAACAGGUCUGAGUCCUCCAACCCUCCUUCCUAUCUCCCCAUCAUCAAUCCAAGCCACCUGGCAGCCCCCAAUCAACCCCAAUGGGGACAUUAUCAGCUACAAGCUCUACACAGGCACCGAUAAGGUGUAUGAAGGAGGCACCAGUCAGCUGACCUACACAAUCCCAAACCUCCUCUUCUACACAGAGUACACAGUCAGGGUUGAGGCGUGCACACAGCGAGGGUGUGAGCUCAGUGGGGGCGUGACUGCCAGGACGAUGGAGGCAUUACCAGAGGAACAGGCAGCGCCGACAUUGCUUGCACUGGCUAAUGAACAGAGGGCUCACAGUGGGGUCUUAGUCACGUGGACACCACCAACGAAGCCUAAUGGAGUGAUAACCAGAUACGAAGUGCUGAGACGGCGUGUUGUCACUGAGCCAGCAGGCACGGUGUACGGGAACAUUGUAUCUGUAUACAACAACACAGAGCUCCGGAUGACUGACUCCGACCCACAGUUGAAGCCAUUCGCCUCCUACCAGUACAGGGUCACCUCCUUCAACAGUGUGGGCGGGGCUGGUAGCAUGUGGGCACUCGUUGUCACCAAGGAAGCCCCGCCCACCUUUGUGGCUCCUCCUACAGUAGAUGGCACCACAGCAACCACAAUCACAGUCACCAUAACAGUACCACUGCAGCCUAAUGGAGACAUCCGGGAGUACAGCAUUCUGGUUAAUCGUACUGUGGAAUCAUCAGGAGUGACUCUACAGCAGACGGCUGGAAAUGCUCGACCAUUGUCACCUUUCACGACCUACCUGGUGCAGGUGCGUGCUUGUACAAGUGGCGGCUGCACAGACAGUGCAGGGAUCAAGGUCAUGACAACAACGGCUAAGCCUAGUGGACUGGCCCCGGUGGUAGUGGCUGGGAAAACAAGCACCAGUGUGACUCUCAACUGGGAGCCACCCCAGAAGCCAAACGGACAUAUACAGAGAUACCUGUUGUAUCAGCGUACAGCAUGUCCCCCAACUGACCAACCGUUCGACCAGACCUGUAGGACAGGGGAUGUCCAGGAGGUGUACGCUGGCCUUGACCUGUUUGCUUCUUCCCGUGACCUCUCACCCUACACAAACUACGAGUACCAGAUACAGGCUGAGAAUGAAGCAGGAGGGGUGGACUUCCCUCAGUGGGUGUCCACCAUCACAGAGCCAGCAAUACCAGUAUAUGUGGCCUUCCCAAGACUGUCUACCAACAACACCAAGGCAGUCAUUGAUUGGACGGGCAGCUUUCAGCUCAACAGUCGCUUAAGGGAAUACAUCGUAAUGACUGACGGGAAGGUAGUGUUCCGUGGAAUCAGCACUAGCCAUGGCGUAGAGAGGGAGACUAAGAAACAAGUAAUCAAUUUCAUCGUCCAGGCCGUGACUGAGACAGGACAGGCUGAGACUCCCUCAGUUGUGUUUGAUCCCAGUGCUAUUGGAAAUGUUGGCACCACUCUACCACCUGACCCCGCCCAGACAGACAAGGUCGUGACAGAGCUACCGUUCUACCAGGAGAUCUGGUUCAUCAUCAUCAUGGUCUUCCUGGGACUCUUCCUCAUCUUCCUCGUCCUCUUCAUCUGCGUGAAGUCAUUCGGAGGUCGGAAGGCUUAUGUGAGAGAGAGGGCGCCCCUCCACAGCCGAGUUCAGAAACCACUGACAACAAGACCCUACUACAUUGAUGCCUCAAAUGGCAGCGUCUUAGAAUCGGACUUUCAAGUCCGCAACCCAAGUCGUACCGAGAAUGUAGCAUCUUACCAGGGCCCAGACAUGGGUGUCAUCAACCCUGCAUUCCUUCAUCCUACAAACGAGCGGUAUUCCUUCGACAAACUCUCUCACUCCUCCAAAACAGAAGAGGAGGAGGAUGUUUACUGGGACAAGAACUUUGACAGUGGAUGGUAUGACGAGGAUGCAGAAAGUCUGAAUGGACCUGCGUACAGCUAUACCCGGGAACAGACAGUGUUUACAGACACACAUCUAUGAUGAACCACACCUACAGCAGCAUCAACCAUUAACGCCACCACAUCGGUGGUCGGGGAACCAAGUGGGGAAAUAUUGGUGCAUAAGUCACAUGUACAAUAAUCUACCCAUUGUCAUCAUAUUGUAAAUGGCUUAGCCAAGGCAUCCAAGAUUUUAUGAAUUGAAACAUCAACAUGAUAAAUAUGCCAUUUUCAAAUAAUACAUGAUUAGUCAACAAUAUGUAGUAACAAUAUGACACUGGGAAUAAUAUGGACUUAUAAGCAGAGGGUAUUUUCUAUUUUGAACAGGUGUGGCGAAAUAUGUUCGAACAAAAUUUAAGGUUAACACAAGGGACCAUAUUUUUCAUUUGACUGAUCUCUACUUACAUAUUCUGAUUGUUUGACACUGCCCAUAGUGCCACUUAUGUCUGUAUUAUUUUCAUAUGAAUAGAUAUAAUUAAGACUUCUGAGGCAAGGGCUGCAGCUUGGGACAAUUUGUGUACAUGUAUUAUUUUUUGUAAAAACUAUGCUCCUGGCUAAAAUAUGGAUGACAGUACUAUCUGUGAAUAGUCAUUGCUGAUCUAGUGAAGAAGGCAGAGGUACGUCAGUCACACAAUAUCAAUGAUUCCUUGUGGGUAGAUACCUGAUACCUGAUACCUGAUACCUGAUAGCUGAUGAUGAUGAUGAUGGAAAUGACAGAUUGGGUGAUGGACGGAAUGCCCUUGUUUGGAACUGGUCAUUUGGUACAGGGGAGAUUGGUGGGUUGAGGUCAUGAUACAAAUGACAGCAAUAGGUGUUAAUAAUAAUAACAAUAAUAAUAAUAUAUUUAUAAAGCACCUAAUAUCCACUGUAGAGAUGCUCAGUGGCGAUGCGACAACAUUGGGGAAGGAAUAGUUCAUAUAGGUUUUACAGAAAGGCAGCAGUGAACAGAAGUGUUUCUGAUUUCCGUUGGAAGAGAGUUCCACAGUUGAGGGCUGGCAAAGAAGGCAUGGUCAGACAGUUGGUUUGGAGAUCUGUCUUGGGUGAGGAGCGAGUCUGGGGAGGAUUGAUGACAACUUUCAUGGAGUGUAGGGGUAUAAAGACCCAGUUCUUAUUUUUUUUAAAUUAAAUAAAUGUAAAGUUGAACUCUACACAAAGACUCAUAUUUUAUUAUGGAGAAAUGGAGGGCGUUAUAAAAAAAUAGUUACCUGAAAUGGGUCUCAAAGGGUCAUAACUGUAAAUAUGAAGCAGUCCUGAGACCAAUCCACCUUCCUCCACCACUGUAAUGAAUGACCAGUCCUCACGCUCAUCAGUUCCAUCCAUCUUUGAUAUAACUUAUUUUUUACAAGGGCAUGUGCAAUAAAGUAUUUUGUAUCGCAUGUAUUGUCAAUACCGGUACUAAUGUGAUAACUGGUGUAUCGACUGUGUAGCCAGUGAAGUCAAACAAGAGGUUGGUAUUCUUUUGUAAAUAGUAGUCAUGUACAGUGUCUCAAAGUCAUGUGGCAGUACAUUUUCUCUGUCCAUCUUAGACUGCAGCAUUAUUGCAUCUAGGAAUUCCCACUUUCUGUCUGUCACUACUAGUAAUAUAGAAUGAACACAGUUCAUAUUUGUUGGAAAUGGUUUUCUGUACAUAUAACAUAUAAUUCUCUGUGAUUCACAACAUCUGUGGAAACCAUUGUUCUCCAACACAAACUAUGAUGAUAGCUUCUGCACAUCCUUCAGAAGGAAUCUGUUACAAAUGAGAUGGGGAGUAUCACAGUACACAGCAUCAGAAAGGGGUGACUUCCAUCUGCGUGAUUCCUGUAAAGGAUACUUUUGUGAAAUAUACCAAGUUAUCUGAUAAUCAUACACUUCUGGAUACCCUAACCCUUUUAACCAUAACCUGACACCUUUGCAGAUACCAAGCCAU